Glarea lozoyensis ATCC 20868 is the source of this 1329-nucleotide messenger RNA. RefSeq lists its product as uncharacterized. The record is from RefSeq and is a predicted model, not a curated record. Bases 1 to 1329 code for a protein of 442 amino acids. Gene Ontology annotation, cellular component: plasma membrane. Gene Ontology annotation, biological process: zinc ion transmembrane transport. The transcript is spliced from 3 exons. Gene Ontology annotation, molecular function: zinc ion transmembrane transporter activity. NCBI's taxonomy places the organism in Eukaryota, Fungi, Ascomycota, Leotiomycetes, Helotiales, Helotiaceae.
AUGGUAAAUUCUGUAGCUCGCGAUGCAGCUUCAAUGUGGCCUAGUAUUUCGACGGAAUUUCUACGAGCAGAGCUAGCGAGACGAGAUGAAGCAACCCCUACUGCGAAGCCAGAGUGCGGAUCGGGGGUCAAAGGCAGUUACAAUACAUCUGUACACGUUGGCGCAUUGAUCUUGAUCCUCGUAUUGAGUACAGUUGCAUGCGGAUUUCCUCUGAUAUCUCGAUCCUCGAAAUCAUCUGGCCCCAACCGAUUCAUAUUCUUCUCCCAGCAUUUUGGUACCGGUGUCUUGAUUGCGACGGCAUUCGUACAUCUCCUCCCAACAGCGUUCACAUCCCUUACGGAUCCAUGCCUACCUUUCUUCUUCAGCGAUCGCUACCCUCCGCUCGCGGGUCUCAUAGCAAUGUUUUCGGCAUUGAUAGUUGUAGGAAUUGAGAUGUUCUUGACAACAAGAGGGGCGGGUCAUUCACACUCCCAUGGAGAAUCUUGGGAGUCGGUAUCGGAUAGUGAGGGGCAUAAUCCCGGCCACACAAAUGGAAAUGCGAGUAGGAAGCAGAAGAAACCUAAUGGGAGAAUGGGGAGGCUAGGGCUAAACCACCGGCCACAUGAUAUCGCACUAGGAGACCUAGAUGCUUCAGAGGGCCUAGUCUCUGGGGUUUCACCUCUACCUGUUUCUACGCCCGAAAUCAAAGAGCCAGAAGGCACUCGAAUGUGGGAUGAGGACGAUGAUUCGGAUCUCGAUCUAGACGAAUUGGAUCCAACAGCCCAAGCUCUCGACCCUUCACAUACAAACGUGGAAACUAGCGAAGAUCCAAGUUCUUCAUUGUCGGCCGAGGACAAGCAGAAGCGUCAGAUACUGCAGUGUCUUAUGCUUGAAGCCGGAAUUCUGUUUCAUAGCAUUUUCAUAGGUAUGGCUGUAUCUGUUGCGACUGGCCCUCCGUUUGUUGUUUUCCUGGUUGCCAUUGCUUUUCACCAGUCCUUUGAAGGACUUGCACUCGGAUCAAGAAUAGCAGCUAUCAAUUUUCCCCGCCAUUCGCCGAGACCCUGGCUUAUGGUACUCGCAUACGGUACCACGACGCCAAUUGGGCAAGCAAUCGGGCUCGUUGUUCAUAAUCUGUACGAUCCGCAGAGUGCCGCCGGUUUACUAAUGGUGGGCUUCAUGAAUGGUAUUUCCAGUGGACUGUUGCUUUUCGCUGGUCUGGUACAGCUUCUGGCAGAAGAUUUCUUGAGCGAUAAAAGCUAUGUCGCUUUGAAGGGAAAGAAAAGGGUUGAAGCAUUUGCUGCCGUUAUCGCUGGCGCGACUUUAAUGGCACUGGUUGGAGCGUGGGCUUAA